Molecule: messenger RNA, 1137 nt
Organism: Angiostrongylus costaricensis
Lineage: Eukaryota; Metazoa; Nematoda; Chromadorea; Rhabditida; Metastrongylidae
Source: the annotation of a GenBank genome assembly
AUGUCUAUGAGAACAAAUCUACCAAGGUUUCUUGGAGGAAAAACAGAAGUGUUAAAUAAGCGGAAAUGGUUUCAGCGUCGUCAAGGCUUGCGUGUGGAGUAUGUGUUUCGCACGUACUUCGGAUGGAUGAUGAUGCCAUUGGCUCUGAUCGGAGCCAUCCUUGUCUCGCUCUUCAUUCUCGCAGCUUAUCAGGCAAUCAAAGCUCGUCUCGUAAGUCGAAAAUGCUACAUAUUGCUGCUGAACAGGGCGAUUGGAGAUCUGGUCUCUUGUCUCGUAGCGUUGGUCGUCUGCGCGUACGUACUGCUGUGGCCUGAGAUCAAUCGCGACAUGGUUAAUCUCAUGGAAUCGUUCUUCACUGGUUCAUUCUGGUCCGCCAUGGUAUCCUACGUUGCUCUUUCUGUGCUUAAGUUGUUUGCCGUGUGGAGACCGUUUCACUAUCGCAAAUGGUUCACGAUGAAGAGAUGCAUCAAUCUCAUCACCCUUAGUUGGGUGAUGUUUAUCCUGAUGGUUAGUUACACGUUGGGUGUGACAGCGUUGGUGAAAGUACCCGCCCUAAACGAAUGGUCCGGAUGUAGGAUGGAAACAUGCGCAAGAGCUAUGUAUAGCUGGUCAUGGUCGCUUCUGAGCCUUGUUGAUGAACAAACGAAUUCCAGGUCACGUAACGUUUUCACUGUCAGUGUGUAUUUCUUCACUUUGGUCGUCUUCUUGGUUACUGUGGAAUAUUUGUUCACAUUGGAGACAUUAGGUGAUAGGAAUGAUAUUAACACAUUUAAAGAUGCAGAAGCGGCUUGUACUACUAAAAUCGUUUUGCUGAUUCGACGCGCACAGAGAUUCGUAGAUUCGUUCAAGAAACGAGAGUCGAAUGAGACUGAAGGUGGUCGAUGGGUACGAUUUCCACUCUGGAAACUUGCUAUCAAUGUUGCGACGUUCGCUGGUCUCUAUUUAUUCUACGUUAUCUGGUGCAUUGGACUGCUUCUGAUUAGGGAUCAAUGCUUCUUUCAACGCCACCUUCCGGAAAUGAUGCGAAUUCUGGCUUUCGUUCGAAGCACGCUGCUGCUUCGAAUAGUAGUAGACCCAAUUCUUUCCUUCAUUACAGAUUUCCAGGUACAUCCACUUUUCCCAUCACAUAGCUGUUAG